This is a messenger RNA of Coffea arabica (coffee), 675 nucleotides long. RefSeq names its product premnaspirodiene oxygenase-like. NCBI's taxonomy places the organism in Eukaryota, Viridiplantae, Streptophyta, Magnoliopsida, Gentianales, Rubiaceae. The record is from RefSeq and is a predicted model, not a curated record. Gene Ontology annotation, molecular function: oxidoreductase activity, acting on paired donors, with incorporation or reduction of molecular oxygen; heme binding; monooxygenase activity.
AUGGCUCAAAAACAUGGACCUCUAAUACAUUUGCAGUUGGAUGAAGUUUCAGCUGUUGUUGUCUCCUCACCAAAUUUGACGAAAGACAUCAUGAAAACAUACGAUCUUUCCUUUGCUAGCAGGCAUGAACUUCUCGCAUUCAAGAUCAUCUGUUAUGAUACUAAAGAUAUCAUAUGCUCCCCCUAUAGUGAUUAUUGGAGACAAAUGCGAAAAAUCUGCGUCAUGGAACUUCUUAGCGCUAAAAGUGUUAGGUCCUUCCACAAUAUUAGGCAGGAUGAGGUUUUGCAUCUAGUUGAUGUAAUAAGGCAAUUGGCAGGUUUAGGAGGAGGUUUUGAUAUUGUUGAUCUAUUUCCUUCUUACAAAAUUCUUCAUGUCCUGACUGGACUGAAGCCUAAAUUGCUGCAGAUCAGCCACAAAAUGGAUAUUAUAUUUGAAAGCUCAAUCAAGGAGCACGUCAAGAACCGGACUAGGAACAAGAAGUUCAUUGCUGAUUCUAAUCAAGAAGAUCUUAUUGAUGUUCUACUGCGAAUUAGACAUUGUGGAGACCUUCAAUUUCCCAUCGCCAAUGACAAUAUCAAAGCUAUCAUCUUUGCAAGUCAAACUACCCUGAAUUCUUUCCUUCCCUGCUUUCUUGAAUUUAGAGAAAAAUAUAUUGAUUCAAAAUCAAAACAUUAG